This is a messenger RNA of Carassius auratus (goldfish), 1604 nucleotides long. RefSeq names its product histo-blood group ABO system transferase-like. Gene Ontology annotation, molecular function: hexosyltransferase activity. The record is from RefSeq and is a predicted model, not a curated record. Gene Ontology annotation, cellular component: membrane; vesicle; Golgi apparatus. NCBI's taxonomy places the organism in Eukaryota, Metazoa, Chordata, Actinopteri, Cypriniformes, Cyprinidae. The transcript is spliced from 5 exons. The coding region runs from base 1 to 945 and encodes 314 amino acids. Gene Ontology annotation, biological process: carbohydrate metabolic process.
AUGGUUUUGAACACCCUAAAGUUCGACUCUGUUUUCAUCAGGCCAAAGUGGAAGCUGAAGAACUUUGGAUUGCACUCAUCGCCGGGGAUUUUGUACAACCAGCCCAGUGUACUGGUAGGUCGGACAGGUGUUGCUUCUGUAACAUCAUGGUUAGCCCCAAUCAUUUGGGAAGGAACCUUUGACGCCACACUGAUCGACUUUAUCUACAAACAACAGAAUCUCACCAUUGCGACCACUGUUUUCGCUUUAGGAAAAUAUACACGUUUUCUCAAAGAUUUUCUGGAGUCAGCAGAGCAACAUUACUUUGUUGGAUUUCGAGUGCAUUACUACUUGUUUACGGAUCUACCAGAAGAAGUUCCUGAAGUUAAGAUGGGUGAAAACCAUAGCUUGACAGUUCGAAAGGUUCCAAGUUUGAACAGAUGGCAGGACAUUAGUAUGGGCAGGAUGGAAAUACUGGAAAAACUAAUAGGGAAUGAACUGGCCAAUGAGGCAGACUAUAUUUUCUGCCUUGAUGUAGAUACAAAGUUCUAUGGCCGUUGGGGUGUGGAGACUUUGGGUCGUCUGGUGGGUGUGAUACAUCCUUGGUUCUUUGAUGCUCUGAGGAAUCAAUUCACAUAUGAGCGUAGACCAGAAUCUCAAGCAUACAUUCCAGCUGGGGAAGGUGAUUAUUAUUUUACUGGAGCUGCAUUUGGUGGCUCAUUGGAAGAUGUACAUCAUCUCACCAAAACCUGCCGGGAGCAGAUGAACAUUGAUGCUGCAAACUCCAUUGAGGCUAUAUGGCACGAGGAAUCUCACUUAAACAAGUAUUUCCUUUAUAACAAACCUAGCAAAGUGCUUUCACCUGAAUAUCUGUGGCGGGACAUCAAUGCCGGAGCAGCACAAAUAAAAAUAAUUCGCUUCACUCAUGUUUCUAAAAACAAUGCAGAAGUUCGUCCAAACCCAUAGCAACUGUUGCCAAUACUCAGCUACACUGCCAUGGUGUGUUCCACAGGACUCCUAUAAAAUAUUGUCAAUUUGUUAACAAGUUAUACUGAAAAUGAUGAAGUCGACAACUGCCACCUUAAAAUGGUUAAUCACAGACAUGUACAGAUUUUUAUAACCACAAAGUUGCACUUGGAAUUAAAUCUGCCAAAAAAAAGUCUUCUUGAAUAAACAAUCACAAUAUGAACUUGUAAUCUAAUGUUUUGCAACACUCUUAAGUUUAUAAUGCAACCAAAUGGAAUCUGUGUGUAUUUAAAGCAGUGACAUUCUUUUAUUUUACCUCUUUUGAUUUGAUGGAGGAAGUUUUGAGAGAAAGCCAGGUAGAUACAGGGUAUGAAUCUAAAAACAAUGGUAAACUUGAAAUGUUAUUUUCUGUGUACUACUGCAUAAAUAUGAUUUUACUUUACAGCGUGAUCUCAGGUAUUUGUGUGCAAGGUUACCUGCCUUUUUGUAUGUUUGGGUGUACUUGAAACAAUGUGUGAUAGGUGAAAUAUUGACACAAUACAAACCUGUAUGUAUGCACAGCUUUUGAAAAACCAAAAUCUUUAUAAAUAUUUUAUAUAUUUAUGUUAUUUAUAGAAGUAUAUUGUGAAACAUUGAAUUAUGUUUGUUUGCAUUUGUAU